CCAGAUACGUUUAUGAAUGUUUUCAAUUUUAGUUUUUAUAAUGACUCUCUUAAGUAGGAAUAUUAUUCCUAUUUUACAGAUGAAGAAACUGAACCUUAGAGAACUUAAGCCCAGUAUCACAUAUCUAAUAAAUUGCAGAUCCAAUCCCUGGUUUUCUGACUUUAAGAAAACCAUUGUUUUCCUAUCCCCUUUGCAUUUAUAUCUCUGGUAAUCUUAAACAAUGAUCUAACUUGAGAAAAUACCUUUAUCUUAUAGAUGAAAUGUAAGGAAAAAGAAUACAGACAAGCAUGGAAAGUGAGGAUACCAAGAAAAUACAAGAAAUGAAGACUGACUUGAACUUAUUGUUGGAGUGUCUAAAAUAUCAAAUGGACAACCCUUUUUCACAAAAGGAAGCUUUGGUCACUAUUCAUUCAAUUUGUCAACAAAACAGUAAUGCAAGUGUUUAUUUUCGGGAAAUUGGUGGUUUGAUGUUUGUAAAAAAUCUUGCAAAGUCAAGUGAACAUAGCAUGGUAAAAGAAGCAUCCUUAUAUACCUUAGGAGCUGUUGCAGAACAAAAUGUUUUCUGUCAGCAGACUUUGUGUACUUCAGAAUUGUUUGAAGACUUACUUUGUUUCCUAUCUAAUGAUUCUAACAUAAAUUUGAAAAGAAUGUCUGUCUAUGUUAUUUUGGUUCUGGUUUCAAAUAAUAAGAUUGGACAAAUGCUUGUGAGAGAAACAGGUUGUAUAACAGCUCUGGCAGAGUUGUUCAGGACCGUUCUUUCAAAAUCUGAGUUGAAUCUGUCAGAUAAAAGCGUUUCUCCGAGUUAUCAGUUGUGGUCUUCAGUAUGUAGUACUCUGUGUGUCUGUGUUAACAAUCCUCAAAAUGAUGACAAUCAAAUGAUUUGCUGCUCACUUUUUCCACAUGCUAAUGAGUGGUUAAUAAAUUGCAUGAAACCUGAGAUAAUUCGCCCUAUUUGCUCAUUUAUUGGACUCACUCUAGCAAAUAACACACAUGUUCAGAAAUACUUUAUAUCUGUGGGUGGACUGGAUGUAUUGUCUCAAGUUCUUGUGAAAUUGGAAUCUGAUUCACACAAGACUCUUUCCAGUGCUAAGCUUGCAGUGGUGGUGACAAAGACAAUGGAUGCAUGUAUUGCUGAUAAUCCAACCUUUGGGAUAGUACUAUCCAAAUAUCACAUUGUUUCAAAACUUCUGGCAUUAUUGCUUCAUGAAAGUCUGGAUUCAGAAGAAAAAUUCAGUAUCAUGCUUACUAUUGGACAUUGCACUGAAGCUUGUGAGGAAAAUCAGUGUGACCUUUUUAAAAACAGUGGGCUUCCUCUUAUGAUACAAGCCUUAACUGAAUCUCAAAAUGAUGAGCUAAACAGAGCAGCUACUUUUGUGCUUCACAACUGCAAAAAAAUUACUGAGAAAUUAUCUCUAAGUCUAGGUGAAUAUUCUUGUGAUGAAAAUGAAGCAGAACAAUUAAAGGACGUAACUGUGAGAGAGAAGAAUGUUGAAGAGUAUUGGAAGAAAGCACGGGAAAUUCUACACAGAAUAAAACAACUUGAAAGAGGAGAUGAGGAAAAAAUAGGAAAAGGAGAACAUAAGAAUAGUAUUUCAUCAAUGAACAUAAAUAUCCAGAAUACAUUGAAGUACCUUCAUACACAGAGUAUCAGUGGAGAUACCAAAGUAGAAGAUAAGGAUAAAAGUCAGUCUAGUCAGCCUCAGAAUUAUAAGUCUCAUGGAGUCAUGAAUAAAGCAUGUACAUAUGAUGAUCAACUAAAGACCCUGCUAAAGAGUGCAAAUCCAGUUAAUGCCUGUUAUAGGGAGAGUGUGCAGAAUAAGAUUUUCUAUAAAGCCAGUUCAAGCUGCAACCAAAACUUACAUGAAGAAACAACUUUUGAAAAAAAGAAUUUUGCGUCUCCAUCAAGUGACCAUGUUUUUAAACAUCCAGUUCUCACUGUCAAAAAUAAAAAGCAGCAGUUACCAGUAACAGAUCCAUUUACAUUGUGUUCAGACAUAAUUAAUAAAGAAGUCAUCAGUUUUCUAGCAACUGAUAAUUGUUCCAAAAUGUUGAAAUAUAGGUGUGCAGGUUGCAUAGCAGUAGGAAUAUCCCUGAAUAGCCGAAAUUUUAGCAAGCUCUUGCACUCUUGCCCAUACCAAUGUGAUCGUCACAAAAUCAUUGUGGAAGCUGAAGACAGAUAUAAAAGUGAACUAAGGAAAUCACUUAUCUGUAACAAAAAAAUUCUGCUGACCCCACGUAGAAGACGACUCAGUAAUGAAUCUACUACACAUGGAGAAAUAAAGAAAAGAAGAAUUCGUAAAAACUUUACUGAAGAAGAAGUAAAUUACCUUCUCAGUGGAGUUAAGAAAAUGGGAAAUCACUGGAAUUCAAUUUUGUGGUCUUUCCCCUUUCAGCAAGAACGGAGAGCUGUGGACCUUGCUCAAAAAUACCACAGGCUGUCCAAACACCACAAGUGUGCAGUGCCUUGAUUGGAAAAAAAGACUUGUCAGUUUUCAUUUUGGACUCUUAAAAUACAGUGCUUUGAAAGAUACAAAUAUCUUAAAUACUCUUCUAAACUCUCAGGGAACGUGGAAAUAGGAUAAUGCUUUAAUUAAAGUUUUUGUUCUGGAAAUCA
This is a messenger RNA of Choloepus didactylus (southern two-toed sloth), 2614 nucleotides long. RefSeq names its product telomere repeat binding bouquet formation protein 1 (gene TERB1). The transcript has 17 exons. NCBI's taxonomy places the organism in Eukaryota, Metazoa, Chordata, Mammalia, Pilosa, Megalonychidae. Bases 288 to 2468 code for a protein of 726 amino acids. Gene Ontology annotation, biological process: meiotic attachment of telomere to nuclear envelope; homologous chromosome pairing at meiosis. The record is from RefSeq and is a predicted model, not a curated record.